Polychytrium aggregatum is the source of this 2564-nucleotide messenger RNA. Its product is annotated as SART-1 protein. NCBI's taxonomy places the organism in Eukaryota, Fungi, Chytridiomycota, Chytridiomycetes, Polychytriales. The transcript is spliced from 7 exons. The record is from RefSeq and is a predicted model, not a curated record. The coding region runs from base 95 to 2344 and encodes 749 amino acids. Gene Ontology annotation, cellular component: U4/U6 x U5 tri-snRNP complex. Gene Ontology annotation, biological process: mRNA cis splicing, via spliceosome; maturation of 5S rRNA.
UUCGAGUGCGGCAGAGGCACGGUCGACAAAGGCGGCAUCGAGACGCAUUCGCUUGAUCCGACGCCAGCGACGACGAUCAGCAACCGCAACGGCCAUGGCCCACGAAGAGCACAUGCAGGUCGACCAGCAGGGAAGCAGGGACGAAGUCUCGCUCUCGAUCGAAGAGACGAACAAGCUCAGAAUAUCACUUGGGCUCAAGCCGCUGUCGCUCGAUGCACCAACGGAUGGGGAGAAGACGGCCGAGGACAACUAUGCAAAGUUCCGGGAGGAGCAGCAGAAAGAUCGGCAGACCCGGGAGACAGAGGAGCAUAUCGCGAGACUGCGAACGAAGCGUGAGGUCGCCAAGAAGCUUCAGGGCAAAGGGCUGGGUGAAGCAAGCGGCGAUGAGGACGAUGCCGGCGAUGCUGAGGCGUGGGUCAAGCGGACACGAGACAAGCAACGGCGGGCGGCGGUCGACAAAAAGAAACAGCAGAAGCUGCUUGCCGAGAAGAAGGCCAAGGAGCUCGAGGAGCAGGACAAGCUGGCAUACGGAUCUGCAGAUCUCGAGGGUCUCCGUGUCGGCCACGAUGUCGACGACCUUCUCGAGCAAGGCGAGACGGUCCUGGUGCUGAAGGACAGCACCAUCAUCGACAACGAGGCCGAGGGCGAUGAGCUCGUCAACAUCAACCUCAUGGAGAGCGACAAGCGCAAGAAGGCCGAGACCGACAUAAAGAAACAUCGCUACAAUCCGUAUGACGACGAUGACGACUCGGGCGAUCCAUUCAAGAAGCGCGGGGUUCUCUCAAAGUAUGAUGAGGAGAUCGACGGCCCGACUCGGCUCGGAUUCCAUCUCAGCAACCAAGGCACCGUGGACCUGUCCGGCCGAGAGACCGAGCAGGAGAUAUCGGAUGCGCUGCGGGCCAAGGCUGUCGCCCUGGAUUAUGAAAAAAUGCAAGAGAUCAAGGACUAUUACACGCAGGAGGAGGCCGUCGCCUUCAAAAAGCCGCAGAAGAAGAAAAGGUCCAAGGGCUCCAAGCGUCGACAAGAGCCAGACGAUCUCUUCGACGGCCUGGCUGCGGCCGAUCCGGAUGGGAUGAACCUUGACCAAGACCAGAUACGUGCUCCCGAAGGCAGCUACAUCCACAGCAACCGAAACACCGACCUCGACAACGUUAAUCUCGUUGACGACGACGAUCUGCAGGCAUCGCUCUCACGGGCAAGACGCAUUGCUGUCAAGAAGAUUGCCAAACUGACGCCCGAGGAGCUGCUACAGCAGGCGGCCGAGGGCGAAGGUAUCGGAAACGACGACGAAGAAACGGCCGGCGGUAUCGUCAUUUCGGAAACGUCCGAGUUCACACAGAAUCUGCUCGCGGCCCCGAUAUUCAAGUCACGCCAGCCCUCGGACACCAAGGGCGAACAACGCGACGACGAUGAGGACGAGCAGAUGGACGUCCCAAUGGACGAGCGAGAUGCCAUGGUCGAAGACGAUCAGGACGACAGAGCUGAACAGAAAUCCGGGUGGCAGGACGCCACGGAUGUGCCUUCUGAGACACCGGCAGCUACAAUCAUCGAGGAACCCGAUGUCGGCUCUGGAUUAGCCGCCACUCUGGCACUGCUGAGCCAGAAAGGCCUGAUCGAGUCUGUCUCUCCCGAUCAGCUUGUGAAGGAAGAGCGCCAGAAGCACCGGCACAAGUGGUUGCAGGAGCAGAAGCUGCGAGAGAAGAAGCGCGAGCUCGAGCGCGAGCAGGAGAAGCAGCGGAACCGCGAGCGGGAGCGCGAUCGCAAGUCUGGCCGAGUGAACGAGCGCCAGAAAGAAGAGGACCGAUACGUGGAGCAGCAGCGUGAGCGCGAGCGGCUGCGAGAGGUUGAGGAGCGCUUCAAGGACUACAACCCAGAUGUCAAGCUGGAGUACCACGAUGCCCAGGGCCGCAGCCUCAACGCCAAGGAGGCGUUCCGACUGUUGUCUCACAAGUUCCACGGCAAGGAGUCGGGCAAACUCAAGACCGAGAAGAGAGCCAAGAAACUCGAGGAAGAACUGAAGCUCAAGGGCAUGAGCAGCGUCGAUACGCCUCUCGGCACGGCCGCGGCUCUCGCGGAGCACACUCGGCUGUCUGGCUCUGCCCACGUUGUGCUGUCCGUUGGAAAUCGAGCCGCCGCCAUCCCCGAUCUUGCUGGGCGAGCGGCGAGCCGUACUACCGGCCCCAACCCUGGCUCGGCGGCUGGACGAAGCAAUGCAUUUGUCGAAGCCAGUGCCUCCGCACCCGAAAUCAACCGAGAGAAGAUCACCUUUGGCCUCGGCAACAAACGCAAGGCCGAAUCGAAUGCCCUUGGGGAGGCCGAGACCAAGAAGCCCAAGGACGAUUGAUCCUGCGCGGAUCGUGGUCUGGCGCUCUCCAAUCGAUUGGUGCUGGACGCUCCACAGCGAAGCAAUAAAGACACCAGACGAGAAUGAGCAAGGCCGAAGGCAGAUUGCUUGCCCUACUCCCACGAGGCGAGCGGCCACGGUGGGCGGUGGAUGGGCGUGUAUUGAGAUUCAAAACAAACCGUCGCCAAGUAUGAUAACAUGACAUCCAGUUUCAUUGCAU